AUGGGAGAACAUCUGCCUGCCGACGAGGUCGUCCGCCGCCUCCAGGAGGCCCGCCCUCCCGCUACUGACGCCUUUACCUACCUCGCCCUUCUCGACCAGCACAUGUCUCCCGAGCUGUUACCCGCCCUUCUUGAAAUCCUGCAGGACGCUGAGCUUACGACGCUUAUUGGAUGGGACCUAGUUGACAUGCUGAUCAACGUUCCCGGCAGUGAGGAAUGUCUCGAGACUGUGGCCCGGCUGGGAAACCCGCGAGAGGUGAUUCUUAAAGCCUUAGAGGUGCUGGAGAAGACGGCCAUCGAAGAGGUCGAGGAUGAGGAGGGCGGAGAGCUCAGCUCGGAUAGGAAAGACGCCGAGGGUUCCGAAGAAAGGGAAGCUAUUAGUCCGGACGCCCCGAGCGCGUCGUCCAAGUUCAUCACCCUCCUCGGCAUGCUUGGGAUUCUUCACAAACGCCUUAAAGUCCGCCGGCCAUCUCGCUUCCUCCACACGACUCUCCAGGCCGUACUUCAAUGUUAUACCCCAAACCGCGAGGAAACUGCCGCCAUCAUUAGCUUCGUUCGCGCCGUUUCCAUUUUUGCGCGUCCGCCUUUGCCUUCACGCAAAUCUAGCACUACCCUUGAGACUCCAUUUCAGACUAACGAUCCCUCUAAGAAUGCUCCCGACCCCGAAGCGGAAGCGCAAGAUCCGGUGGAGGAGGACCUCAUGUCCAGGCUUCUACAGAGCUUUAUAACGUGCAUCUUUGAAGCCUUUGUAAACUCUAACGAGAUUGGAUGGGCGUCUAGGCUCGUUGAGUUUUAUAACCCGCAUAAGAUUGUUCCUGGCCGGAAAACAGUCAUGCAGGCCUUCAGGGACGACCCGGAUCUCCUCGCUCGAGAUGCGCUUCUAGGACAAUUAGCGGGCCUUGCCGGAGAUCUCGGGCUCGCAAACCUCAAACCCAAUAGGAUUGCCGAGCUUUGCGCCGCGCCGAUCCAACCCGAUCCGCUGGCCACUGAGCCCGAUUCCGAGAAUCCGCACCAAAUAAAACUGUCCACGACAGGUUUUUGGUGCCUGACGGCCUACUGGGUCUUCGCCUCCGAGGUCUUUGACAGCGAUUUCGUCAAGCCUGAAAUGCACGUCUUCCCUGAUCUGUAUGACAUGGUACAUCGCUACCUCGGUGAAGAUGCCCAGGCCAAGAUUAUCGAGAAUCCCGGAGUCAUCGAAUCCCUGCUUGUUCUAGGAUCCUGGCUGCACGAAAAUAAUCGCAUUGUCGCGGACGACCAGACCGAGAAGCCCGCGUUUAUGACCUUCCACCACUACCUUACCUUGUGUGCCGUAUUCCACCGCUCUCUACAAAUUCGAAAUGCCGCUACUACGCUAGCAGGCCAAAUACUCCAUGCGGACCCCGACGACGAGGACCGCCUCAAGAUCCUCGACGACCUGCUCGAGAACUGCAUGUUCUCGUCCCUCCAGGCGUGUGCGGUAACCUGGCUCCGCGAGGAACUCAUCCGCGCCGCUAAGGGAAAGGCCGACAACGUCUUUUCAACACCAGAAUGCAUCGAGUCCUUCCAGUACACGCUAUUCCCGAGCCUCGGACACCUCAACGAUGCGGAAGCCAAUGAGCUCAUCGAGUUCUGGGCCGAGAAUCACCCUUUCCACCUGCAGGUAGCCAAUUUUGCCUACUUCUUAUUCGCCGGUAAGGAUUUCCGGCAUUUGGUGCCCGAGGGCAUGGCGGCUGCCGUUGGAGAGCGUUACGUUCAGCCGAUGAUUGGUGUUGCGAAGACGUUGAGGGAGAAGACUGGCGGCGAGGAGAACGCUCCGCCGCAUUAUCACAUGGAUAUCCAGGUGUUGAUUGAUAGGCUUGAGAGCCUUCCUUUGGAUGCGUGA
Molecule: messenger RNA, 1860 nt
Organism: Scedosporium apiospermum
Lineage: Eukaryota; Fungi; Ascomycota; Sordariomycetes; Microascales; Microascaceae
Exons: 2
Coding region: 1-1860 (619 amino acids)
Biological process (GO): cellular response to oxidative stress
Cellular component (GO): cytoplasm
Source: RefSeq, a predicted model, not a curated record